Messenger RNA from Spodoptera frugiperda (fall armyworm), 5986 nucleotides. It is a transcript of the gene Ago2, whose product is annotated as protein argonaute-2. The coding region runs from base 180 to 3461 and encodes 1093 amino acids. Gene Ontology annotation, molecular function: RNA binding; protein binding. The record is from RefSeq and is a predicted model, not a curated record. Lineage: Eukaryota; Metazoa; Arthropoda; Insecta; Lepidoptera; Noctuidae. The transcript is spliced from 22 exons.
UACAUGACAGUUUUACGUUUUACCUGUUGGGAAUAGUGCACUUUGCCAGCCAUUGAUGAAUUAAAAUAUCAUACCACAAGGUCUUCUAACGUAAAUUGACUGUAAUAUUAUUGCAAAUCAGUGAAAAUUAAAAGUAAAGCCAGUGAUAACGCUACCACGUGAAGUAAGACGCUGUCAAAAUGGGGAAGCCACCAAAAAAGAAAGGAGGAAAAAAGAAUGUACAGAAAGAAGAAGAGCCGUCACAGAGCUCUGUGUCUGUUGAGGAGCCAACUUCUCCGGAUGUCCCAGAAGCAGAAGCAGAAGAUGAUUCUAAUCUUUCGGCAGCAGCUCGCAAAAGAAAGGAGAAAAAAGAGAAGAAGGAAAGAUCAUUGCAAGCUUUGCAAGCUCUGCAGGGAAUGAAAAAACUAUCAAUAUCAGAAUCUUCAAAAGAUGAACCAGGUGCUAAAGAUGAGUCUACUUGUAAAGAGGAACCAACUUCUAAGGAGGAGGCUAGUAAACCCGAGCCCGAAACUCCUACAGAGGCACCGUCACAAAUUCAAUUGGAGGCUGCGGCUAUGCCAUCACAGGAGAAACCUCCACCAGAGGCAGCCAAAGAACCACCAAAGCCGGCUGAAGAAGAAGAAUUUGGGCUAGGUCUGGGCUUAUCAGGUACUAGGAAGAAGAAGCCUAAGAAGAAAAAGGCUGAACCAGCUCCAACAGUUGAGGCCCAGCAAGCAUCAGCUCCACAGACAGCAGAUCCCCUUAAAGCUACACCCACAUCUCCAGCAGGAGCUCCAGUCUUGGUGCAGAUGCCUGAACCUGCGCACGCUGCUCCUGGACCAUGGAGCAAGAGUGGAUCUGGAAAAAGCCGUGGAUGGACUCCCGUCCCUCUAGGCACUAUGCCAGAGCCACCCGCGAGACUGGUUCCGCAACCGACGCCGGUACCGCAAGCGACGCCGAUACCGCAAGCGACGCCAACAGCUGUGGUUCCUACUGCACGUGCUCCUAAAUCCAUGGAACCUACCAUGUGUCGGUAUCAGAUACCAAACAAAAUUCCCGGUAACCGUGUUCGAGCUGCCCACAUAAGAGUUAUGGUCAACUAUUUGGAAAUGGAAUUUAAAUCCCUUAAAAUUUAUCGCUAUGACGUUAGCAUUACCCCUGACAAACCCAAGAAGAUGUUGCCAGAUGUAUUUUUAAAAGUGAAAAAUAAGUUUUUCGCUAAUGAAUUAAUAGCGUUUGAUCAGAUGAAGAACUGUUAUUCGUUGAAUGCUCUUAAGAACAUUACGACGACGGAGCGGUUCCAUGCUACUGUCGAGCUUCUAGAUCAGAAUCAAAGAUCGAUAAAUUUUGACGUUUCACUGAAAGCCACAGGAGUCGUCGAUUUGGAAAAUAUUAAAAAUUACAUGAGAACGCGCGCUUCGUCUCUUUGCCAUCCUACUGAGGAGAUCCAAUGUAUCGACGUUAUUUUACGCCAGGGGGCGUUGGAGUCGUACGUUAAGGCUGGCCGUCAAUUUUUCAAACGACCAUCCCGCCCCAUAGAUUUGGGCUUUGGUUAUGAAAUGUGGACGGGGUUGUUCCAAUCCGCUAUAUUUACCAAUAAAGCCUUUAUCAACAUUGAUGUGGCGCACAAAGGCUUCCCAAGGCAUCAGAGUUUGCUUGAUGCCAUGAUCAAAGAUUUCAACUUGGAUCCUACCAAGCCACUUGAUAACCAACGUGGAUGUGACUAUUUCGCUGCAUUCGUUAAAGGAUUGAAGGUGGUUGCUACUCUGGUCGGUAACACGCCCUCGGCUGGUCAUCGUCGGGAGUUCAUCUGUAACGGCCUGGUGGGCCCACCCCACGAUCUGGUCUUCACCAUCACAGAAUCAGACGGACGUACUAGAAAGACAUCUGUCGCGGAAUAUUUCGCGAAAGACAAAAAUUACAGGCUGCGGUACCCAAGACUUAAUUGCUUGUGGGUCGGAAAUAAGGACCGAUGCAUUUACUUCCCCAUCGAACUCUUACAUGUCGCUGAGGGUCAGGCAUUAACAAGACAGUUGAACGAACAACAAAUAUCGAAAAUGGUUAAGGAGGCAGCCACACCUCCCGAUGAGCGCUUGAAGAAAAUCAAAGAAGUGAUUUCUAAUAUGAAGUACUCGCAAAACCGAGAUUUCAAACGGUUUGGAUUGGAGAUCUCGGAGAAGUUUUACACUGUCAAAGCUAAAGUACUGGAGCCUCCUGUCUUGGAGAUUGGAAACGGGAAAGUCACUCCUAGGAAAGGUCAAUGGCAAGCUAACAAGCUGUUGAAGCCCGAAGCACUUACAUCGUGGGCUCUCAUCGCCGUCGACACGGAUUCCAGGAAUGAUUAUGGACCCAUGAUCGAUUUGAUCGUUAGUACCGGAGGACAGUUGGGAAUGGCUGUAAGCAAACCUAAGUUUGUCAAUGUGAACGCUAAGAUGAAGAUGUUGCAUAGCAUUCUGAUGAAUGCUUACCGUGACGUCCGCUUCGUCUUCAUAAUCGUGUCGGCUAGAGGCCGCGAUGACUAUCAUAAGGUGAAGCAAUUGGCGGAACGUGAGGUGGGCAUUCUGACGCAAUGCAUCAAGGAGGCGACCGCGCGCCGUAUGAACCAGAUGACAGCUAAAAACAUACUUCUAAAGGUGAACUCCAAACUGAUGGGUAUAAACCAAGCCAUCGACAUGAUCGCCAUGCCGAAAUGUAUAAAGGACACGACAGUGAUGAUCGUAGGGGCUGACGUCACGCAUCCCUCACCGGAUCAGUCGAAUGUUCCCAGUAUCGCUGCAGUGACAGCCUCUAUAGAUCCGAAAUGCUAUAUGUAUAACAUCGAAUUAAGUAUACAAACUCCAAAGAAAGAGAUGAUCGUGGAGUUUGAAGACAUGAUGUUCGAUCACCUGAAGGUGUACAAAGACCGCAACCAAGGCAGAUUGCCGAAGAAGAUAUUUGUGUUCCGUGACGGUGUAUCUGAAGGGCAGUUUUCACAGGUAAUGAAUAGUGAAUUGGCGGCAGUCCAUAGCGCUUACCAGCGCAUGGCAGGUAUGCAGAAUAAGCCUGAAGUGUUGUUCCUAUUGGUACAGAAACGACAUCAUACGAGAUUGUUCAAUGACGGCCCCAAUGUCCAAUAUAACGUGGAACCAGGCACAGUCGUCGACACGGAUAUUGUGCACUCGUCUGAAUUGGACUUUUAUCUCGUGUCUCACCAAGCAAUAAAAGGCACGGCUCGUCCGACCCGCUACCACACAGUCUGCAAUGACGGCAAGAUCCCUGAUGAUGAAGUGGAACAGCUGACUUACUACCUUUGCCACUUAUAUUCACGGUGUAUGCGAUCCGUGUCUUACCCUACGCCUACCUACUACGCCCAUCUUGCCUGCCUGAGAGCCCGAUCGCUUACUCAUGGCGAAAAAUUCGAUAAUCGAGAACUGGAACGUAAACCAAAGCGGCUUCAUGUUCUCGACAAGAUGCUGCAAUUCAGCCGCAUGUUCUUCGUUUAAUAAUAUUAUAAUAGUGCUACACAAUCUUAGAAUAGUGACGGAAUUUAUCAGUUUUUUAUACUCUAGAUGUACCCUUUAUAAAUAAAUGUAACGCACACAAAAAAUACAAAAAAAAAAAACUAAUAAAAAAUACAAAAGAAAUAGAAAUCAGUCACUUGUGCAGUGAAACUAUGUAUUUUACUAGUCCAGUAUUCGAAUCGUAACACAAAAAUAAAAAAAAAUAUGUAUAAACGUGAUUUUUUGAGGCCCAAUCGAACCAGAGGUUUGGUUUUAUGUGAUAAUUAAUUGUUUUGUUUACGUAUAUUUAUUAAAAUCACUAUUUCUUUUAUUAAAAAUCUGGCAUCGGCGACUAAGUUCCAUCUACCGUUGGACAGGGCUCCAAAGACCUCACGAUGCGUGCCGGUAGAAGGAGAAUUGCCUUCGGUGUCAGCCUCUUGAUCCAUCCGCUAAUUUCUGAGAUGGCAAUCUGAGUCUUAAGAUUAACCCAUUAUUGGUCAACACAACAGUCUGCAUAAUGACAGCUACAUCCAUAAUCUACAUUUCUCCUCACCCCAGACGGGAGGAGUCAUUGAAUGACCCUCCCCCGUCCCCCCUUUAUGUGAUUCGUCGCUCGAGGUCGCAGAUCUUGUCUCUAAAUUGAGGUCGAGCAGUUUUUAAAGGGGGCAAAAAUUAUAAAAUACCAUAUCCCGCCCUGGGUGAGGUGUCAGGGAAUAUUAGACUUUAAAUCAUAAGAAGUAGUUUUAGUUUAGUUUUAAUCAUUUUUAAUGUUUUUGCCUUUUGAUUUACUUUACUUAAUUUUCAUAAGUGUGAUGUACUUUUUCAGUUUGAUUCAAUGUUUGUGUCAAAUUGAAAUAACGUUUGUAUUAAAAAAAAAGUUUUUGGAUUAAAAUAUUAAAUUCACUGCUAAUUUUAGGACAUAAAACCAAUGUGUCAAUGUCUUAAUAUAAUGCUUAGACCUAAAUUUCAUAAGACUAGUAAGUGCCUGAUCUUGAAGCAAAUACAACGUGAUGUCGUAAUUGGAUUUCUCUUUAACAUAUUAUUAUUUGAAACUUUUACUUAUUUGAAAAAUUAAAUUAAAGAUUAUUUUUUAUUUGUAUAGAAGCAUUAUUUCAAAAUUGUAAGUGUACAUAUGUGGGCACUAUGUUUGAAACAACCCGCUUUUUUAAUUUAUAUUCUUUACAAAUUGGUUUUAUUGUCCCAUAGUUUUGACGUCGUAUUGUCGUUACAUUGUUCCUACAUAUAUAUACAAUAGGUAAAUGAUCAAAUAAUGUAUCAGAGAUAUUGUAAAAAACAUUUUUGAAAAGAGUAACGAUGGAGUUUCUUGCUCGUUCUUCUCCAUUCGAAGCAACACUUUGGAACGAGCGCCUAGCUUCACUGACAGACAGACUGACGGACAAUUCAAUUUGACGUUUCAAAAGUGCCUAAUUUAGGAUUAAUUGAAAUAAAUGCUUUGACUUUGACUUUGACAUAAUGCGUGACACUUUACGGGGGGCGCGGGACGUUACAAACCACGCACUUCUCGUAUUUUCCAUCUAGCGGUCUAAUACUACAAAAAAUGUUGCCAUUUGUCCACAUUUUAAUGUGACACUUUCAGAGCACUGCUGUAUAUAGGUUACAAAACCUAUUAUAAUAUCAUUGGGCAUGGCACAUCUUUUGAGUCACAGUACACAAUCACAAUAUGGCAUCUCCUCUUUGUACUUGCUUCAUGGUCUGAUAGCCACGAUGUACCAAAUAUGUAGGACAUAUUUUAUAUGAACUAUUUGUCGCAUUAUGGCAAUAGGCUCACCACCUAUUACAUGGGACUUACAACAUAAAUUGUGAAAAGUGGGUGUACAUUGUACAGUGGCAUUACAUGCCCAUAAUGUGCACCUCUGCCUACCCCUUCGGGGAUUAAAGGCGUGACGAUAUGUAUGUAUUUGUCGCAUAAGUUUAUUGGGUACUUAUAUGAAAGUUGUGAAACAGGCGUCAGGCUCAAUAUUCAACACUAGCUUAUUAGCAAUAGAGUAGAUUUUCACAGAUUAAAUUAUUUUUGCGAUGGUAUUUCAAAUCAGUGUGAGAGCAAUAAUCGGGUUUAAUCAUUUUCAUCCUUAUUUAUAUGUAAUUAGAGUUCAUUAAAGCAAGAUCCGCCUUUCGCUAGAUCUGUGCAAAAUUUUAAGUUUUAAUUUAUCAGAAUGAAAACGUAAGUAUGUUGCUAAGCUCAAAACUCAGGAAUGACUGCACCGGUUUCGAUUUUAUUAUUGUGAUUGUUAGUCUUAGAAUGUUUUUUAUAAAAGGAAAAGUAAGUAAGUCGGAAAAUUACCUCCGAAUAAUUAUAAGAGUGUACUAAUCAUGUAAAUCAUCGCUUAAAUAAUGUGUUUGAACACAAAAAAGACAAAAAAAAUGGAUCUUUUGUAUUUAUUUUUACAGGGUGUGUUGUGGUAUGUAUUUGAUAUAAUUCCACGUUCGCUGGUUUAAUUGCAUUUACCGUGUAUCUUUAUCUAUGUAAAUGUUAAUUAGAUGGUGAAAUAAAUUACUUUAAGGUCCAA